Molecule: messenger RNA, 2262 nt
Organism: Saxophila tyrrhenica
Lineage: Eukaryota; Fungi; Ascomycota; Dothideomycetes; Mycosphaerellales; Extremaceae
Exons: 1
Coding region: 1-2262 (753 amino acids)
Biological process (GO): small GTPase-mediated signal transduction
Cellular component (GO): cytosol
Molecular function (GO): GTP binding; GTPase activity; protein kinase binding
Source: RefSeq, a predicted model, not a curated record
AUGCCAGAUCCGCUGAGCAUUGCAACCGGCGUACUUGCUCUGCUCCAAGUGACGGGUUUCGUCGCAAGCGAACUCAAGAAGUUCCACGAUGGCUCAUCCCUUGCGAAUAAAACCCUCUCCGACCUCCACAGAGACCUCGAGAGCCUGAACAGGGUCUUGGAGUCGAUGCGUAAUGCUUUUGAGCACAUCACAGCCGAACAAAGUGGCACGACGGGGCAUGUUGGCGCUCUGUGGGACAAUGUCGCACGCUCGAUACAAGACAGCAAAGAUGUCAUGAGAGAGUUGCAAAACUUAUUGAUCGAGAUCAACAAGGACGCCAGCUUCCUCGACGAGCAUCGGAAGCAACUUCGACUCAAACGUGCCGAAGAACGAAUCACCCGGUUUCGUCUGCACAUCCACUCAUACCGGGAUGGCCUGCAGCUCUCUAUGCAAACAAUCAUCCUUGUCAACCAGAUGUCUUAUAGCAAAUCGGCAGAAGACAAAGUACUGCCCAGUCUGAGCCAGCUCCAGGACGAUGUCCGCCGAAUCGCUGUGGGCCUAAACCAACGGAUCGUCGGCUUACGAGGCACUCCCGGUACGCCUCAAGAUGAUGUGCAACAGCAAGUUGCAGCUAUGAGCAAUCUGCGAGACUGCGUCCGCUCUGCCGCUAGUACGAUCUCUUCGGCUACGACAGUCAUGACGGCGCGGAGGCUCGACGACGACGCGAAGUCGGAUCUUGCAGACUAUUUCCCAGCAGAACAGAGCCUUGCCAUGCAGAGAUGGAUGGAAUCUCAGACUGUCUGUGAAUACGGAGAAGACUCUGCUGUCCAUUAUCCGCCACCCCAAUCAGUGGCCGACGUUCCAGUCUUCGAAGGGGACGGAGAUGCAGACUCCGACGAUGAACUGCAGGACGAGAUUGUGCGACUGCUUUACGAGAGCGGCAUGGCCAAGCUACGUGCCGGUGAUACGUCAGGGGCAGAAAGGUCGUUACGGAACUGCCUCAACCGGCUACGCCAGGCAGGUAUCGGCAGACCUGGGAGCGCACUCGGGCAGCAAAGCGAGACCCUCAGGCUGGUGGUAACACGUCUGUGUGACAUCUUCCACUCACAACAACGGUGGAUCGAGUGUCAGGACGUGCUAUCGCAGAAAUUAGCGCUCAUUGAGCGUCUUAGCGGCACGAAAGAUCUGGAGUACUUCAGAGACUCCAUUUUGCUUGCUAAUGUGAUGAAGGAGCUAGAUGACACAGCAGCCGCGCAGCUGCAUGCGAGACGAGCUCUCAAGGGCUGUCGGAAGCUACAGGACACUGUUGGGGUCGACGCCUCUUUGGUGUUGCUGAUCGAUCUCUGUGAGGCCGACGGCAACGAGAACGACAGAGAUGCCUACGCUACAAUGCUUGAGACGCUGGUAGUGUAUGAAUCGAGUCCGGCGCAUGCUGGCCAGAUGCCCGAACAACAUGGCGCGUCAUUGGCAGAUGCACCUUCGAGCAUAGGCCCGACAGAAGCCGCCGCCGCGGCCGUAUCCAAGCUGAACCUCCAGAGCACAGCAGCUGAGGGCAGGCGAGGACAGUUCGGAGACCGCUCCAAGACCACGGGUCUUCAUAUGGUCACUCAACAGAGGACACAAGAUCAACGCCAGGCUCGUACUACCGCUGAACUUGUCGGUCCCACAGCAGAACCCGUACCAGAAGCGCCAGUCUUCACGGCCAAAAUUGUUCUUAUCGGUGACUCAGGAGUGGGUAAAACGUGCCUCCUGAAAAGGUUCUGCCAGGGUGUAUUCCUUGACGAAUAUACUCCCACUACCUUCGAUAACCAUGUGGAUAACGUUGAGUUGGAUGGCAAAUACAUGCAUGUGGCUCUACGGGAUACUGCUGGAGCUCAAGGAAGCUACGACGACCUUCGACGGGCAUCGUAUCGGGACGCACACGUGGUUCUCAUCUGUUUCGCUAUCAACGAUCCGUAUUCGUUGAUGAACGUCGAACGAAAGUGGUACCGGGAGACCAUGGAGCUUUGCCCAAAAACCCCGACACUACUUGUUGGCCUGCAACUCGAUCAACCCAUCACGACCCUCGACAUGGUACAAAAGCGUCUUGUGGCGCAGAAAGAAAGUGUAGCCGUGGGACGAACAAUCGGCGCGCGGAAAUACUUCGAGUGCUCUGCAAAGACGGGCGAAGGGGUCAGGGAUUUGUUUGAGUAUGCUACUCGCACGGCCGUAGCUUACGGGACGAAACCAUCGAAGAAAAAAGAGAAAGGCUCUCUGAGAAGACUGUUCGGUUCCCGAGGUUGA